GUGUUCACGUUCGAGCUCUGCAUCUCCAAGGUGGCCCCCAGCGACCGGGGCGAUUAUCGCUGCGAGGUCACGGCCAAGGACAAGAAGGACAGCUGCUCCUUCAACAUCGACGUCGAGGCCACCCGGCCCUCGGGCUCCGACAACAUCCUGCAGGCCUUCAAGAGGACGGGUGACGCCAAGAACAACACGGCCGGAGAGCUGGACUUCAGCGGGCUCCUGAAGAAGAGGGAGGAGCAGGCGGAGGAGACGAAGAAGAAGAAGAAGAAGGACGACGAGGAAGAUCUGAUCCCGCCCGAGAUCUGGGAGCUGCUCAAGGGCGUCACCAAGAAGAGCGAGUACGAGCGCAUCGCCUUCCAGUACGGCAUCACCGACCUGCGCGGCAUGCUCAAGAGGCUCAAGAAGAUCAAGGUGGAGCCCAAGAAGAGCGAAGCCUUCGUGCGGAAGCUGGACCCCGCCUACCAGGUGGACAAAGGGAACAAGAUCCGGCUGAUGGUGGAGCUCAGCAACCCCGACCUGCCCCUCAAGUGGUACAAGAACGGGCAGCUCAUCAAGCCCAGCAACAAGUACGUGUUUGAGAACGUGGGGCUCAAGCGCAUCCUGACCAUCACCAAGUGCUCGCUGGCCGACGACGCCGCCUACGAGUGCCGGGUCAACGACGAGAAGUGCUUCACCGAGGUCUUCGUCAAGGAGCCGCCGGUGACCAUCAUGAAGGGCCCCGAGGACCAGCAGGUGGUGGUGGGCGACCGGGUGGUGCUGGAGGCCGAGGUGUCCGAGGAGGGGGCGCAGGUCAUGUGGAUGAAGGACGGCGUGGAGCUGACCCGCGAGGACGCCUUCAAGUACCGCUUCAAGAAGGACGGCAAGAAGCACUUCCUGAUCCUCAACGAGGCCACCAAGGAGGACACCGGGCGCUACCGGAUCCUCACCAACGGCGGCGAGGCCGAGGCCGAGGUCAUCGUGGAAGACAAGCAGCUGGAGGUGCUGCAGGGCAUCGCGGACCUCACGGUGCAGGCCACCGAGCAGGCCGUGUUCAAGUGCGAGGUGUCGGACGAGAAGGUCACCGGGCGCUGGUUCAAGAACGGCGUCGAGGUCCGGCCCAGCAAACGCAUCCACAUCACCCACGCGGGCAGGAUCCACAAGCUGGUGAUCGAUGACGUGCGGCCCGAGGAUGAGGGCGAUUACACCUUCGUCCCCGACGGCUACGCCCUGACCCUGUCGGCCAAGCUCAACUUCCUCGAGAUCAAGGUCGAGUACGUCCCUAAACAAGAGCCCCCCAAGAUCCACCUGGACUGCUCGGGGAAGGACGCCGAGAGCACGCUCGUGGUGGUGGCCGGCAACAAACUGCGGCUGGACGUGCCCGUGUCCGGAGAGCCGCUGCCCACCGUCACCUGGAGCAAGGACGGACAGGCGUUCGGGGCCAGCGAGGGC
This is a messenger RNA of Corvus hawaiiensis (hawaiian crow), 1425 nucleotides long. Its product is annotated as myosin-binding protein C, fast-type-like. The record is from RefSeq and is a predicted model, not a curated record. NCBI's taxonomy places the organism in Eukaryota, Metazoa, Chordata, Aves, Passeriformes, Corvidae.